Molecule: messenger RNA, 2471 nt
Organism: Nerophis ophidion (straightnose pipefish)
Lineage: Eukaryota; Metazoa; Chordata; Actinopteri; Syngnathiformes; Syngnathidae
Gene: fitm2
Product: fat storage inducing transmembrane protein 2
Exons: 2
Coding region: 36-818 (260 amino acids)
Biological process (GO): lipid droplet organization; phospholipid biosynthetic process; lipid storage
Cellular component (GO): endoplasmic reticulum membrane
Source: RefSeq, a predicted model, not a curated record
AGAAGAAGUUCUCCAGUCUCGUUAAAGGUGUCAACAUGGCGGCGGUGGACGUCGUCGUGGGCAACUUGGUGACUCUUUGGAGGAUACCAGCCGUCCGACAGAAAUUCCCUUGGAUGUUUUUGCUCAUUUCGGUCGUGGGUUCCAUCCUUAAAGAGUUCCAGGUCAUCCCGCAGACGUAUUUCAGCAGCAGCAGAAAUAUCCUGAACGUGUAUUUUGUCAAAGUGUCCUGGGGUUGGACACUGCUGCUCCUGACUCCCUUCCUCCUCCUCUCCAACACCGCAUUCAGCAGGAACUGUGUUUUCCUCACCCGUAGGCUCCUCUCUCUGGCAGUGGCGACGGCCUUGUGGUACGUUUGCACCGAAACCUUCUUCUACAUCGAGGACGUGACCGGCUCGUGUUUUAAAGCAGACUCCAUGGACAACGUCAGCUUAGAGUACACCUCCAAAGCCGCCUGCAGGCGCGCUGGCUUGCACUGGCACGGCUACGACAUCUCUGGACACUCUUUCAUCCUGACUUAUUCUGCGCUGUUCAUUGUGGAGGAAACCGCACCCAUGGCCUCUCUGAGGGCCGAGAGUUUGUCAGUGCUCCCAAGGAUGGUUCUAAACUUUCUCUAUGUGGCACUAAACCUUAUCGUAAUUAUAUGGCUGUGGAUGUUUAUUUGCACCGCUGUUUACUUCCAUGACCUAUCUCACAAGGUGCUCGGUACUGUAACUGGACUGCUGGCGUGGUAUCUGACAUAUCGGCUUUGGUAUCUUCACCCUUUGUCUCCAGGACUCCCCCCUCAACGCCACAUGAAAGAAAAGAAACAAAACACUUAGGCAGCUUUCUUAUUGUCUACGUUUAAAGGGGAACUGCACUUUUUUGGCCUGUUACCUAUUGUUCACAAUCAUUAUCAUUAUCAAUCACGACGGAUAUAUUUAAAAAAAAAUAAAAGUCUGCUUACAGCGGAGCCAAUGGAAACUCAUCUUGUUCGGCUAUAAAACGUUUUUAAAAAACAUUAAAAAAGCGCCAACAAUACUCCAUUUACAUUUUGUGACAUCAAUAUUAAACAAGUAUUAGUGAUAUUGUUAUUAUAAGCGCUAACAAAGACAAACUAUUUAUAGCAGCACCAUGAUCACAAGCUUGUGUGCCAAUGUUGACAUGAUCGCCUAAUCAGCUGCUUUCUCGUUUCCUUGCUCGUCAAACUAUUGUAGAGCAUGAAUAAUGCCUUUCACCUGAAUAGUAGAAGGACGAAGAUGUAUUCUGACAAGUUGGUACACUUUGACAGACAAUUUAGACCCGGUAAUGGCGAGAACGACAGGAAAAGACGCUUGGUUCCACCCUUUUUUUCUUAGUGAGGAUUAAGAGUCAUUAUUCAUCUAAAUGGGAAUAUAUGAGCAACCUAUCAGUGCAUCAUAAUGAUAGCAGACAUUGUACAGUAAGUCAUAUAUAUAUAUUUUUUGGCUCUCAUGAAGUCUGCAGUGAGUAAUAAUCAUACAACUUUACAUAUAUACUUACAUCAUGCAUAUACAACCUCAAUGGAGGUGUUUGGAUGUUUUUAAGGGCUUUAUAGGCAGAAUAGAGCAAAUCCUAAAGGCGGCAUUGUAAGCAGAUGUUUGAUUGUGUUUAUUCAAGAUUUAGAAUAGAUAAAUGUGUAUCGGCUGGGACAUCUCUGCGCUGCUGAUCCGCCUCCGCUUGGGAUGGUUUCCUGCUGGCUCAGCAGUGGACGGGACUCUCGCUGCUGUGUUGGAUCCGCUUUGGACUGGACUUUGCGGCUGUGUUGGAUCCACUAUGGAUUGAACUUUCACAGUAUCAGUUUAGACCCGUUCGACAUCUAUUGCUUUCAGUCCCCUGGGGGGGGGGUUGCCCACAUAUGUGGUCCUCUCCAAGGUUCUCAUAGUCAUCAUUGUCACCGACGUCCCACUGGGUGUGAGUUUUCCUUGCCCUUAUGUGGGCCUACCGAGGAUGUCGUAGUGCUUUGUGUUGUGGUUUGUGCAGCCCUUUGAGACACUAGUGAUUUAGGGCUAUAUAAAUGAACAUUGAUUGAUUGAUGAUUGAUUGAAAACAUCCAUGUCCUUCAUAUUGAUUGUGAACGAUAGGCACAAUUCCAAUAAAGUGCAGUUCCCCAUUGAAAUGGAUGCACUGUUUUAAAUUAGUACUUUCUAGUGGGGAGAAUCAUUGUGCACAUUUUUUUCGCUGCUAUUUCCAUAACUACUAAUUUGGUAUGAGAGCAGGGGUUUACAGUCCAUUUGGACAUUAGUGACAAGUGUUGUUUCCAGACCAACGUACACUACUUUUUCCGUGUUUUUUUAAGACAAGAUCCCUUUUAGGUGGAUUUUAAACAGCGUCACUUUUGAUUUGGAAUUAUUAUGAGACUAUUUAUUUGUUUAUGUGAUGCAUUGAAAGGUUGAUCAAACUGCUUGUUAGCUGCCUUGCAUGUGCCAAUAACAUGGAAUAAAAUGUUUCCACUCAAUAAAGUGUUGGGCAAUGUU